Pectinophora gossypiella (pink bollworm) is the source of this 1660-nucleotide messenger RNA. Its product is annotated as leucine-rich repeat-containing protein 38. The transcript has 3 exons. Gene Ontology annotation, cellular component: extracellular matrix. NCBI's taxonomy places the organism in Eukaryota, Metazoa, Arthropoda, Insecta, Lepidoptera, Gelechiidae. Gene Ontology annotation, molecular function: protein binding. The coding region runs from base 193 to 1437 and encodes 414 amino acids. The record is from RefSeq and is a predicted model, not a curated record.
AUAUAAGGACAAAGAUUUUAUAUCCCUUAUCUUAUCGCGUUCUCUUUAACAGAUAAGCCCGACUGUAUCGCUCCAUGUAUCAUUGCUCCAUAUUCGUGUGAAAAGAUGCGUCAUUUCUCAUUAACAAUUUCUAUAAGUGAUUGGAAGCAUAAUGCUGCUAAAUACUUGCAUGAAAGUGCGAAAUUAUAAGAAAUGGAGUUACAAUACUAUGUUGUGUUAGUUUUAGUUUGUGGUGCUAGUGCGGAGCUUUGCCCAAAGCAAUGUGACUGUGAUAGGGAAGAUGAGUUGAAUAGGGCGACGUGUGUUGAUCAAAACAUUAUUGGUAUCGACGUGGGUGUGCCAAAGGAAGUGCAAGUUUACAGCCUCAGCCACAACGCUAUUAGUGAACUGGAUAACUUUUGUUUCAAAGAAAGUGGCUAUUCAUCGAUUCAAGUGUUGGACUUAUCCUACAAUGUAAUUUUCUGGAUUGGCCUCCAUGCAUUUUCUGGCUUGGAACAACUCAUCCACCUGGAUCUGAGCAACAACAGACUCAGGCAAAUCCCGUCAGACCUCUUCUGGGACACGCCAGAACUUCGGACACUAGAUCUGUCGGGGAAUGUUUUCGAGUCGCUGAAUAACGAACCUUUAUUGAUGCAUCCGAAGUUGCAGAUUCUUAACCUUCACAAUUGCCGAAUAAAGGCGCUACCAGAGAGGAUGUUCACCCGACUACCGAACAUGCAGAAAUUGGACUUGAGUGACAACUACAUGGUCACUCUAAACACUGAAGUUUUACGACCGAUGAGGAAGUUACAGCGUAUAGAACUACGGAACGACUAUUGGCAGUGCAACCCCGACUUUAUGGCAGUAGAGUCGUGGAUCGUGUCGAGGGGCAUAACAUAUCAGAAACAGUGUAAACGAAAAAUGCCAAAAAUGUCUGAGAAAAUGAUCGCCGCACCCAGCACAGAAAAACCUGCGGUCGACGUGAAAGAUGUAUGGAAUGUGACUACUGAGAAAACGGACACUGUACUAGAAACGAAACCUAGCACGCCAAUGACACCGUUUCAGAAGUUCGAUAAAGAGUUCUCAUCAUUCCAAGCGUUUAUAAUAGGUGUAGAAAUAGGAUUAGCGAUAGGAAUAGUGGGUACGUACAUAUGGUUACGUAAGUUUUGUAAAUGUGGGCAGCUGGACUGCACGCGCCCGGAUACGAGAAGGGAGAGGCGACGCGCGCAAAGAGUUGACGCGGAUAGAACAACUUUACUCUGGAGUAGUGUCAUUAACCCGGACACGGAAACUCCGCCUAUUUACCGAAGGCAGUUGUCCUUGCCUGAUAGAGCUCCACCGUUCCCCACAUAUGGGCUACCUGGUGUAGUGGAGGCGGGGCUGCAAAUUGAUGCAAUCCGUGCGCCGCGGGCCGAGACGCCGCCCCCGCCGUAUAAUGAAUGCCGGAUAAACAUUUGAAUACUAUUAAAACUAGAUAAAGUAUCAAUAGGAUUUAUAAAUUGAAGAGUGAUUUGUAUAUUGCGUUGUUAGCGUGAACUUGUGAAGUGUUGUGAGUCACAAGUUGUGAUAUAUUGCAUUUAUUUAUAAGUAGGUAAUUGCAAUUGCAUUGGUGUGAAUGUCAAAUUAUUUUCUAUUGAUAAGUUGUUGUACUUCAUAGAUAAUUAAAAGACAAAAGUAUGAA